Messenger RNA from Monoraphidium neglectum, 486 nucleotides. Its product is annotated as histone deacetylase. The coding region runs from base 1 to 486 and encodes 161 amino acids. The record is from RefSeq and is a predicted model, not a curated record. Gene Ontology annotation, molecular function: histone deacetylase activity. The transcript has 6 exons. NCBI's taxonomy places the organism in Eukaryota, Viridiplantae, Chlorophyta, Chlorophyceae, Sphaeropleales, Selenastraceae.
AUGGCGGCCAGCAAGAAGAAAGUAGCCUACUUUUACGAUGGGGAAUUUGCUCAGUUCUACUUUGGCCAGAACCACCCCAUGAAGCCGCACCGCCUGGCGAUGACUCACCAGCUGGUGCUGGGCUACGGGCUCCACAAGCACAUGGAGGUCCAUCGCGUGGCCAAGGCGUACCCCCACGAGCUCGCCCAGUUCCACACCCAGGCCUACGUGGACUUCCUCUCGCGCAUCACGCCCACAAACGCACACCAGCACCCACAGGAGAUGCGGGACCACAACUUCAACGAGGACUGCCCCGUGUUUGGCGGCCUGCUGUAUGCAGGCGCGUCCAUCCAGGGCGCCGCGCGGCUGAACAACGGUCUGGCCGACAUCGCCAUCAACUGGGGGGGCGGGCUGCACCACGCCAAGAAGAGCGAGGCGUCAGGGUUCUGCUACGUGAAUGACCUGGUGCUGGGCAUACUGGAGCUGCUCAAGCGGCACGCGCGGUGA